Molecule: messenger RNA, 1662 nt
Organism: Dichotomopilus funicola
Lineage: Eukaryota; Fungi; Ascomycota; Sordariomycetes; Sordariales; Chaetomiaceae
Exons: 2
Coding region: 1-1662 (553 amino acids)
Source: RefSeq, a predicted model, not a curated record
AUGGCCCAACCAUCCCAGUCACGGUCAAAGAUGGACAUCGAAAUCCAGCUACCUUCCAUACGCAAAUAUGUGCCCGGAUCCGGCCCCCCUCCGCCACGAAUUUCGCUAGCUCCCCCCCGGGACUCGACCGCGUACAUCAUCAAUCAAUUCAUCGUUCCCACCGACAAGGACAUGACGCCCACCUCGCGACGAAUGAUAUAUUACCACAUCGGAUUCACGGACCUUCCGUCGGUCAAGAUCUUGGUUCCCUGUCAUAAGGUGCUGGACUACGUUUCACCACGCGAGGUUGAGGACUGGGAGUAUCAAAACCUGGAGCAGAAAGAGGAGGAACGCGUGCGCAGACUGGCCGAAGCGCAACUGGCUGGCCCCACCAAGGGGAAGCCUGGUCGACCGCCCAAGAUCCCUUUAGAGGACACUGGAGUCUUGAUGUCCGAGUCAGCGAACGAAGCUCUCCUUCUCGUUCAACAGGUUUCCGGCCCGUCGCUGUCUACGCCACAGAAGAGGAGGCGAGAGAGUGACGAUGACGAAGCUGAAUAUGGGGUUGAUGAGGAGGGCGACGACGAUGAUGCUGCUAUUCAACGGCAGCUCCAGGCGGGAGACUUCGAUGGCAUGGAGAUAGAGGGCCAGCUGGACGGUGACUCGGAAUCGGUGGACCAGCUCGCUGCGGAUGACUAUGCGCAAGCUAUGGAGACGCCGUCUCGGGAGGCAGCCUUGGCUCGACCCCGGCAAGAAUUGGCAAUACAUCCCACACCAAAACUACCGGCCCUCAAACCAGAAAUACCAGCCCCCUGUUCAAGUUUUGGGACCACGCUGGCUCCCCUAGCUCAUAAUGUUUCCACCAGCAGAAGUUUACACCCAGCAUGGACAGGUGUAUUCAACCAACCGCCUCACUCCGAAAAUCCUGAAUCUGUGCCCGCCGAAGCUCUCAACGAUAGUGUCUCCCAGGGUCGAUCUGCCUGGACGGCGUUAGGUGGGUUACAGCCCAACUCGCCAGCGACUCCCGCCGUACCUCUCAGCCGAUCCAAGACCCCGAAUUCAAGAACCAUGACCCCAGAUUUGGCGGCGGUUUCCGCGAGUUCCGCAAUCUCUACGGCAAAAAAGCGUAAGGCUCCUCCGUCAAACGGGAAAAACUCGGCGCACAAACAAAAGAAGCCCAAGAAACCGACGGUCAAGAGCCAAGCCGAACCCCCGGUAGAUGAGUGGGAGGUUAAGGAACUGCUCGACGACCAAUGGUUUGUCGUGGAAGGGGUCAAGUUGCACAAAUAUCUGGUGCUCUGGGAAGGAGAUUGGCCAGCGGACCAAAAUCCAACGUGGGAGCCGGCGUCAAACGUCCAAGACCCUAAGCUUCUCAACCGCUACCAAAAAAAGAAGGACGCUGGUUUAAUCAAGCCCCGAACCAAGGCACAGAACACGUUACACCAGUACUUAUCAGGUGCUAAGUACUCCAGCGUGGCGGAGGCGUUCGAAGGAGGGAUUGAUGAACUAGCAAAACAAGUCGACGGCACCGUGGACAGCGAUACUGAUCCAUCUUACGAGACAUUCCUCGUGACGGAGAGUAUGGAGGGUAUGACGCCCAGCAGCGCGAAACCGGCACCGACACCUGGCUUCGGAUCCUUCGAUAACAUGCUCGCCCAUUAUAACCAGAGUUUCCCACGACGAUGA